This is a messenger RNA of Blastocystis hominis, 394 nucleotides long. RefSeq lists its product as hypothetical. Lineage: Eukaryota; Bigyra; Opalinata; Blastocystidae. The record is from RefSeq and is a predicted model, not a curated record. Bases 12 to 389 code for a protein of 125 amino acids. The transcript has 3 exons.
AUUUGUAAGACAUGAAAGCCUGGAGAAUUCUUUUUCUAAUUGUUGCACUUUUUGCUUCUGCUACUGCAGAAUGGAGCAAAAUUGAUUGCUCUGAUAAAGAUGUUGUGAAGGCGAUUUACGAAGCCGAGCAGUACCUUAAAAAGCUAAUGCAACAGGAAGCAACGUACCACGUUGACCAUUCUCUGAAAUGCAUGCAUGACAGUUCAGUUGAUAAGGAUCUGUAUGGUCUGAGCCUCUACGGAAAGGACACCACCAGAACGGCUUAUGUCCACAAUGUGGUCGUGUCCAAGGAUCUCAGUGGAGAUUUCCACGUUGAGAGCAAGCAACUGAUCAGCACUAAAACUGCAGCUGAAUUAAACUCCUAUCCUUACCAGAACAUCUUGUUCUAAUGCCG